AUGAAUUGUGCGGAAAAUAGUGAAAACGAAAGAACUGCACUAAUGGAUGGCCAUGUGAGUGAAUCACAGAUGGUGAGAACGGCGGAUCGCAGUGAAGAGCAGGAGCGGAAGAGCAAGAAGAGGCGGAAUACUCGGGAAAAUCGACCAAAUUACGGAACAACCAGCACAACUCCAGCCGUGGCCCUGACAACCGGGGAGAGCUCUCAGCACACCACUGAUGGCCCCAGCAAUCCUCCUGAGGGCGGCGGAGCUGAGAAUCCAGAGGCGUCUUGGGAGGAGGAGGAGGGACUCAAGUACGGAGCUCAGCAUGUUAUCAAGCUCUUCGUUCCAGUGUCACUGUGCAUGCUGGUCGUUGUGGCCACAAUAAGUUCCGUCAAUUUCUACUCCACUAAGGAUUACUACCUGGUUUACACUCCAUUCCACGAAACAUCCCCGGACGCGGGAACGAAGAUAUUAGAUGCUUUGGCAAACUCUCUUAUUCUAAUGACGCUCAUUGUCGUCAUGACCAUCUUGCUGAUCAUCUUGUACAAGAAGAGAUGCUACAAAAUUAUCAACGCAUGGUUGAUUCUCUCAUCUUUCCUGCUCCUCUUCAUCUUCAGUUACCUUUACUUGGAGGAAGUGCUAAGGGCUUACAACAUCCCAAUGGAUUAUCCAACAGCCAUCCUGAUAAUGUGGAACUUCGGCGUGGUGGGAAUGAUGUCAAUUCACUGGCUGGGUCCGUUGAGGCUUCAGCAAGCCUAUUUGAUCUUCGUGGCCGCCCUGAUGGCUCUGGUGUUCAUCAAAUACCUGCCAGAGUGGACAACGUGGGUGGUUCUGGCUGUGAUCUCCAUUUGGGAUCUCAUCGCUGUGCUCUCGCCCAAAGGACCACUGCGGAUUCUCGUGGAGACGGCACAGGAGAGGAAUGAACAGAUAUUCCCCGCUCUCAUCUACUCCUCUACUUUCAUAUACUCCUACAUGGGAGCCGAUCAGGAUGCACCUCAGGCGCCAAUGAGACGUCGAAAUGUGAGUCCCAGAAGGCAGGGCACAUCAAGUAGUCCUCCAGAAGGUGCUGCGCCGAACAAUGAGGACUCUGAAAGUGGCUUCACCAAAGAGUGGGCCUCAACCACCAAUGAGCGUUCAGCUCGUCGUCAGCUAGAAGUCCAGGCAAAUGUGUCCAACAAUCUGAAUCGUUCCACUGAGUAUCGCACGGUGACAACAGAAGAGAAUCCGCCCAAUUAUGAGCUGCCAGAGGAGAGGGGAAUCAAGUUGGGCUUGGGUGACUUCAUCUUCUACUCCGUCCUUGUGGGCAAGGCAUCCAGCUAUGGCGAUUGGAACACCACCAUAGCUUGCUUCGUGGCCAUCCUCAUUGGUCUCUGUCUCACUCUUCUCUUGUUGGCCAUCUGCCGAAAGGCUCUGCCCGCACUGCCAAUCUCCAUAACAUUUGGCUUGAUCUUCUGCUUCGCGACCAGUGCCGUUGUGAAGCCAUUCACUGAGAGCUUGGCAUCCGAACAGGUAUUCAUCUAGAUUUUAAGUUCACGUCUAUUUAUGCUGAAUUUUACUUCCAAAACCUAACAAUAAAUAUUUCC
This is a messenger RNA of Phlebotomus argentipes, 1565 nucleotides long. RefSeq names its product presenilin homolog (gene Psn). Gene Ontology annotation, molecular function: aspartic endopeptidase activity, intramembrane cleaving. Gene Ontology annotation, cellular component: neuromuscular junction; ciliary rootlet; membrane raft. Lineage: Eukaryota; Metazoa; Arthropoda; Insecta; Diptera; Psychodidae. Gene Ontology annotation, biological process: calcium ion transport; negative regulation of apoptotic process; protein processing. The coding region runs from base 1 to 1503 and encodes 500 amino acids. The transcript has 6 exons. The record is from RefSeq and is a predicted model, not a curated record.